Xylaria bambusicola is the source of this 1125-nucleotide messenger RNA. RefSeq names its product RNA polymerase II transcription mediator complex subunit 9-domain-containing protein. The record is from RefSeq and is a predicted model, not a curated record. Gene Ontology annotation, biological process: regulation of transcription by RNA polymerase II. The transcript is spliced from 3 exons. Gene Ontology annotation, cellular component: mediator complex. Lineage: Eukaryota; Fungi; Ascomycota; Sordariomycetes; Xylariales; Xylariaceae. Bases 367 to 1032 code for a protein of 221 amino acids. Gene Ontology annotation, molecular function: transcription coregulator activity.
UUCCAGUUGAAUUCCAGAGAAACUCAGGUUUUUCUUUGAACGCCGCUUCCCUGCCAAGCAAGCCCUUGCUAUAGCUAGAACGGACCCACCUGCCCUUUCUAGGUGCAUUCUGGUGCAUCAAGCCAAAGAUAGUACCUUGGUAGUAUUCUUUGCUGGGAGCAUGCUCGUUCAAGAUCGCCAACACCUAAUAAUCGCAAUUCUCUUCUCUGCGCGGAACGGCAUCUCAUCAGCUCACCCAUCUAUCGCUGAGGCACAAAUUAGAUGAUCCAUGCUCAAACCUAAUCUUAAAAACCACCAUUCCCAUCGAGCUUCUUGCAUUGCAUAAAGAAGAUUAGCCCAGAACAAACAAACAAACAACGAAUCAAAAUGUCAACGACGCAACCCCCAACAAACCCGCUCCCGCUCCCCGAAGCCCUCAACCCAGACGCCCUAGACGUCCUCUCCGAGCUCGCCAACCUCCUAACCCGUCUCCGCGCGCUCCCCACAUCAACGACCGCGCCCUCCACCACCAGCGGCGCCACACCAGCAGCGCCAACCUCACACGCGACGCCGACGCCGACGGCGCUGCUCUCAUCCCAGGCGUCGGCCAGGAAGGCCGGCGGCAGCAGCAGCAGCAGCGAGCUCACGCUGAAGGAGAUCCCCGUGGCCACGGACGCGCUGAAGCACCGCUUCCAGCGGGCGCGCAACCUCAUCAGGACGACGCUGCCGGACCUCGACCGCGGCAUCGCCGAGCAAGAGGUCGAGAUCAAGGCCCUGGAGGCCCGCAUCGCGCGCCAGCGCGACACGCUGGCGAAGCUGCGCGAGGUCGGCGAGAGGCUUGCUGGUGUGCUUGAUCUCUUGUGCGUGCGUCUGCUUUCAUCGAGAAGCACAGAAUUGGAGAAUCCGGAACGGCGUGCACCGAAAUGCGGGACCGGGAUAGGUUUUGAGAUGGUGAUAGAGAACGAUAGAAUGUGUCGGUUCUACGAGAUGGGGUUCUUUGGAGCAAUGGAUCUAUCUGUCCGGCUUUAUGGAGUGGUCGGAAUUAGCAUAUAAGGCGUUUUUGGAGUUCUCUAUGAUACCACAUGGCGAGAGACAACAUUUUAAAGGAUAACAACGCUCAAUUUUGAUGUUAUUAAUACAUAUUAA